Entrophospora sp. SA101 is the source of this 933-nucleotide messenger RNA. The record is from the annotation of a GenBank genome assembly. NCBI's taxonomy places the organism in Eukaryota, Fungi, Glomeromycota, Glomeromycetes, Entrophosporales, Entrophosporaceae.
AUGACUUCCUCAGAACCUGCAACUUCCUCCCUUAAUUAUCCUCAAAAUACUUCUUAUCACCAAUCUUCAAAUAAAGUUACUCUAAAAACAUCUAUAACUCAUCCUAUCAAUGUAAGUUGGAUCUUGCCAGAUGAAUUAAAAAAUUGCCUUACAUUGAAUCUGUUAUCGUCAAAGCUGGAUCUUUUUGACAUAUACACUUCAGCAUCUCUUUAUCAACAUUAUUAUUAUGAUCAAGUUGAAAAAAAGAUACAAAACAAUGAUAAUAACACUAAUGAAGAUCUUUCAUCAAAAGACACAUCAUCAAGUACUACCACUGAAACUGUUUCUAACUUAGGUAAUUUGGCUUUAAGUUCAUGUCCUGGGAAAAAAGUUAGAUUAAAUGGACCUGAAAGAGGUAGAGCUACAAUCAAAAGAGAUUUAGAUCUUGACUUUCAAAGACUUGUAUCUUUAGGAAUUUCAAUGAUUAUAUGUUGCUUGAAUGAUGUAGAAUUAGAAUUUUUGGGAGCACCUUGGCCAAAAUAUGACGAAACUGCACAGAAACACAAUAUUCAAAUUAUUAGAAUACCAAUGAUUGAAGGUGGAUGCCCAGACUCACUAGAUCAAAUAGAUCAAGUGGUAUUACAAAUAGACCAACAUAUAAAGCAAGGGAAAAAUGUUUUGGGUCAUUGUCGUGGCGGAGUUGGACGUGCUGGAUUAGUGGCAUGUUGUUGGUUGCUUAAAACACAAUUUUGUCUUGAUGCUGACCGGGCAAUUCAAUUGGUUAGAAUGAGAAGAAGUUCUAAAGCUAUUGAAACUUUGCAACAAGUUGAUUUUAUUGUACAAUAUUCAAAUUACGUUAAAUGGAAUUUAAAUGAAAAUCAAAAAUUAUUGUCAAAAACAACUUCAAAUCAUGAAAAAGAUGAUGUAAAAGAAGAUGUAAAUAAUAAUUUAUGA